Molecule: messenger RNA, 1307 nt
Organism: Stegodyphus dumicola
Lineage: Eukaryota; Metazoa; Arthropoda; Arachnida; Araneae; Eresidae
Gene: SPoCk
Product: secretory pathway calcium atpase
Biological process (GO): calcium ion transport
Cellular component (GO): membrane
Molecular function (GO): ATP hydrolysis activity; ATP binding; P-type calcium transporter activity
Source: RefSeq, a predicted model, not a curated record
CUAUAAGAUUGGUUUCUCUAAAGUGUUAAAAAAUUUCUGCGCGAUAUAUUGUGCAGUUUGAAUUGAAGACUGAGUCCAUGGGAAGAAAAGAGCUGUCGUCACUGAAGACAUCUCUCAGAAAUGGAAUGGAAAAACCGAAUGACGAAGAAGGAAUGCGUUGUUUGCGCACUGAGGAAGCAUGUCGUUGGACAGCAGCAGAAGUUGCAACAGUACUUAAUACAGAUAUCCACUAUGGUUUAUCUUGGCAGGAAGCGAAUCGUCGAUUGGCGCUUUAUGGACCUAAUGAAUUUGAGGUGACACCUGAGGAGCCUCUGUGGAAAAAGUAUAUAGAACAAUUCAAAAACCCUCUCAUUGUUUUGCUACUCGCAUCAGCUUUGGUUAGCAUUUGUAUGCAGCAAUUUGACGAUGCCUUUAGUAUCACAGCUGCAAUUGUUAUAGUUGUGACUGUAGCAUUUGUUCAGGAUAAUAAUAUUAAUGUACUUUUCCAUGUUCUUGCCUUAGGAUAUAGAUCAGAAAAAUCACUAGAAGAACUUAAUAAGCUAGUUCCUCCAACAUGUACAUGCCUUAGGGAUGGCCGUCAAGAAACAUUUUUAGCCAAAAAUUUGGUGCCUGGUGAUAUAGUUUAUCUUGGAAUUGGUGAUCGAGUACCUGCUGAUCUUCGGUUAUUUGAGGCAGUUGACAUUGCUAUUGAUGAAAGCAGUUUUACUGGUGAAACAGAACCGUCUAGCAAGGUUACAAAACCUUUAGAAAAAACAAAUGGAAUUACUAGUAUGCAUAAUAUUGCUUUUAUGGGAACUCUUGUAAGAUGUGGAGUUGCAAAGGGUAUAGUGAUAUCUACAGCAGAGAAUUCAGAAUUUGGUGAAGUGUUUAAAAUGAUGCAAGCAGAAGAAGCUCCCAAAACACCUCUUCAAAUAAGUAUGGAUACAUUGGGAAAACAACUGUCAUUGUACUCUUUUGCUAUUAUUGGAUUGAUUAUGCUAGUAGGCUGGUUUCAGGGAAGACCUAUAAUGGAGAUGUUCAACAUUGGUGUAAGCCUUGCAGUUGCUGCUAUUCCGGAAGGUUUACCUAUUGUGGUAACAGUUACUCUUGCCCUGGGAGUCAUGCGAAUGGCUAAAAGGCAUGCAAUUAUCAAAAAGUUACCAACAGUUGAAACUCUAGGAUGUGUUAGUGUUACCUGCUGUGAUAAAACUGGCACCUUGACCAAAAAUGAAAUGACAGUUACAUCUAUUGUGACAUCUGAAUUAUAUCAUGCAGAGGUAAACUUAUUUAAGCCCAAAAGUUUGGCUAGAGUACAGUUUGGUACAUAA